CUACCGGUCAGAAUAGACCGAAGUGGGGCGUGAACUUUGCUACUAGAACGUACCUUGUUACAUCACAUGAUCAUCAAAAACAAACAUGUCGUCUUUCUUCGGUGUUGUGGGUGGCAAUCCCUUUGCCACACUUGUUGGUCAAAGAAUAGAGCAAGCCACAGAUGCAUCUCUGGCAUCUGAGAAUUGGGCCCUUAAUAUGGAAAUAUGUGAUAUCAUAAACAGCACUGAUGAUGGACCCAAAGAUGCAAUCAAAGCAAUUCGUAAACGACUUCAGCAAAAUGCUGCCAGAAACUAUACAGUUGUCAUGUAUACCUUAACUGUUUUGGAAACAUGUGUGAAAAACUGUGGCAAGCGAUUUCAUAUUCUCUCCUGUAACAAAGAGUUUGUUCUAGAGCUUGUGAAACUUAUUGGACCCAAAAAUGAUCCGCCCACUGCAGUCCAAGAAAAAGUUCUCAGCCUGAUUCAAAGUUGGGCAGAUGCUUUCCGGAACCAGCCUGAUCUGCUUGGAGUCGUUCAAGUUUACAGCGAUCUUAAACAGAAAGGUAUUGAAUUUCCAAUGACCAAUCUGGACACAAUGGCACCCAUCCACACACCUCAAAGGACUCAAGAACCUGAGGUAGGUGUGGAAGCUGCAGCAACUCCACGCCCUCCACAGUCUUCAAGUCCACUAGCUCUUGCACCAUCAAACGUACAGAUGACUGCUGUUCCAACUGAGUCAUCUCAAAAUAUUCAGCUCACACCUGAGCAGCUCUCCAAGCUACAAAACGAACUUGAUGUGGUCCAAGCAAACAUGUCAGUCUUGAAUGAAAUGCUCAAUGAACUUACUCCUCGGGAAGAACACCCCAGUGAUUUGGAGCUUCUCACGGAGCUGCACAGCACCUGUCAAGCCAUGCAACAGCGUCUUGUUCAACUGAUUGGAAAGCUUUCUAAUGAUGAAAUAACUGCUGAGCUGCUGCGUAUUAAUGACCUUUUGAAUAAUCUAUUUUUAAGGUAUUCAAGAUUCCAAAAUAACAGAGAACGAGGUGACAAAGACCAAAGAAAAGAAAAACUAGGCGAAUCUCUUAUUGAUUUGGAUGAUGAACCUGCACCUCAGAAACUCAGCUCUAAAUUGGCAUCUCUAAAUAUUUCUGAUUCAGGUGCCGCCGCACAGUUGACUAAUUUGACCAGCAUAUCUGCUAAGCCAGGCACCCAUGUCAAAAAAGAGAAGGAAGACGACUCUGAAUUUGACAUGUUCGCACAGUCACGCAAUGUCACUUAUGAAUCAUCAAAGACAGGAGGAAGUUCUUACCAGGACAACCUUAAGCCAGAUCAAGUGAGUGGAUCAUUGGGUGUUGUAGCUGCUUCUAGAAAUCAAGCUUCUUCGUCCCAACAGGAACAAAUUAUUGGGACACACAAGGAAAGUGACUUUGAUGAAAUGGCUGCAUGGCUUGGAGAUGCUCCUGGAGAAGAAAGCAUGACAAGCAGUGAGUUUGAGAGGUUCCUAGCGGAGCGUGCAGCUGCGGCAGAAAAUGUGGGUAAUGUUACUGAUGGGAGUAACAGAGGCCAGCAACGCCAGAAGAAAGAAGAUGAUGCUUCAUUAUUUGCCCUAUGAGAUGAUGUUCUGGUGCAAACAUAUGGAUCAUCGACAUUCCCUGUACACUUGCUGCUACAUAUAAUUCAUUAAUACUGACAUAUUUUAACUCGUACCAGAAUUGCGUACUCUGGUAAUUUUCAGUUUUGGACUACUUAACUCAAUUUUAAUUAUUUAUUUGCAAGGUGGACCAAAUGAGGUGAAUGGGUACUUUGGCCCAGUACAGUACAAUACUUCAGCAGAACUCUUCUUUCUGACCCUUUACUUCACAAAGGCCUUAUCUUUUAGCUGGCUAAAAGUUCAAGCUACUUUUUUUAUUUGUUUCUUAUUGGUUUCCACCUUUGAUUUUAGGAAGUUCUGUGUCAACAUUACUUUAAUAUCACUUCCAGAGUAAUUUUUCUUGAUGUAUGGACUGCUUUACCUCCACGCAAUUCUAAAUUUGACUUAGUAUUAUCAUUGUUAAUAAUAAUCUCCAGUUUGUAUAAUUAUAUUGCCUCCAUGUAUUGUUCCUUCCGAUAAAAUUUUCUCAUCUUUGUCUGGUGUAUCAGUGAGGACGAAUGGAUUUACUUUGUAUACCAUUCCAUGUUUUAGUAAGACCUUAUUUUGCAAGAUAUACUAUUUAUUUGGGGAGAGGUAUAUUACAUCAAUUGACCGUUUUAAGUGGGUUGUGGGGCCCAAUGAUUUUGGUGCUGGUUUAUUCUACUUUCUCUUAAAGACUCCGGUUAAGAAUCCAAUGGGGAAAAUAUUCCUGAUGCUUGCAGUAUAGUUUAUUUGAAAAAAAAAAAUUACCUCUGCCUUGGAGUCCUCAAAAUGUAUUGAAGUGAUUUGCAGUGGUUUGUUGGAACCAUAAUCUUGCAUGAUGUUCAUUUUGGUCUGUGUAGUAAGUAUUAUGAACUGUGUAGUAAGUUUAACAUGAAUCUUUGAAAAUGCUAUCAGAUGUAAGAAAAAUGUACCUUUAAGUAAGUCAUUGCUGUGAGACUUACAAUUCAUAGUGGCUGUGUGAAAACCAGUUUCUCUGCAUGUGUAUGCUUGUGUGUGAGUGUGUGGUGUGUAUGUGAGUAUUGAAUGAAUGAGUGCAUGAGGUGCAUCCUCAUGCCUUAAAAACUCCUUUAUUUGGUUUGGUGUCACUUAUUUGGUUGCAGUUUGUAAUGCUUCACAUUCAAAGUUUUUCGUUUUUCCCCCCCAAAAAAUAUAUUUAACAUUACAACAUGUACAUUAUGUUCUAUGAAACCAUGUUCUGUACCACAUGUUCUUGAACAAUCAGAGGGACUUGGCAGCUAAUUGAAUGAUGACAAUUUGUUGAUACAUCAGAUCCUUCAUAAAGUUUUCAGAGACUUUGAAUUCCGUUAUUUACCAUCAUGUUGUGUUGGUUUGUGCAGGAUGUUGUUAAAUGCCUUCCAAUAACCUCACAGAAAGUAAAACAAAAAGUUUGUUUCCCUUUUUUUGCAGCUGACAAUUCUACAUUAUUGCUGCUUUCAUUUGUGCAAAUCAAUUUUGUCUUUGUUCUAGCUCUAUCAUGUUUCUUUUUCGUUGAUAAAGUAUUGUUAGUGAUUAUUUUUAAAACGUUUGUUAUAAAGUUCAUUUGUUUGUAAUAUUUAUUGUCUUUUUUGUUAUUGCUAGGAAUUUGUUAUUCCAACCUCAUUCCUGUUUGUACUUAUGAAAAUCAGUUCAAUGCUUUUCCACAAUUACAUAAUAGAAGAUUGUUGUCCACAACAUGUAAUGUUGGUUGUCAUGCUAUCCAAAAUUUGCUGCAUCAUCUUGAAUCUCUAUUUUUUUAUCUUACUUAUUUAAAUGUUAAAAUAUUUUAACCAAUUGAACUGAUUUGAAUUCAAAUAUAGUGGCAACACAGCUACAUGACACUCAAGGCGGAUCGUCUGACUUUUGUAGGAUUUUUUUUUUUUUUUUUAAGAAAAAGAGAAUAAGAUUGGGCCUAUGUGUUUCUACAAGUGCCAACAUUCUGCAGUCUGAGCCCUGGAUUCGUAUGUGUUUUCUUUAGCUUUCAAUUUAAUCUGAAUAAUCUUAAAAAUGUUGUAUGAGACUGUCAUUUGGUGAAGCUGUGUCUACCAAUCUAUAUUACCAUGUAUCAUGCAUAUAACUGCUUUUUCAGUUUAUAUCUCUAGUCGCCCUCAAUGAGCCUAGUGUACAUGACUGGUGUGAUAAAUAGUCAUUUAAAGUGCAGGUAUCAAUAUCUUGCUAAUGAAGUCAUAAAUUGUUACACGCAGCUUUUGUUGUUCUUCUUUACUUUGCUUUAUUGAAAGGAUUGAACUCAUUGAUGACGUUUGAUGUGAGAAAUAUGCACUCUUUCAUAUAUUAGACAAGAGUCUAUAUUUUGUGUUGAGACAUAUGGGUUUGAGGAAAGAAUUAGAAAUCCUAGAAUUGAUGUGCAUGUUCUACAACAUCCACUUAUGGUUUCUUUGUAGUUUGCAUUUUAUUUUAGGAUAUUUAUCUGGAAUAAUUUAUAGCACCGGUGAGAAAAGUGUGUACUCAGUUAGAGUAUCAAUCUUAGACUGAAGAUCUCUAGUGCACAUUAUUUGCUUUGUACAUAUUAAAUGCUUUAAGCAACAUUAUCUGGAAGUUAGCACGACUCACAUACACCGUAUUGAAUGAAUUAAAAUAAUACCUAUGUUCAGGGAUGUGCACUUUUCAUGAUUCAACUCCAUGAGUGUUUUAAUAUUUUCCUUUCUUUCGAGGUCAAGUGAACAUCUAAGUAAACCGGCAAGUUAUGUGUUCCAAAAAUGCCUCAUAUUAAUUUUUUUGUGAUUUGCAUUUAGGAUUAAUUGUUUUCUAGGUGUAUCAAUGAAAAGUGCACAUCCCUGAGGUAACAUUUUACCUGCUUGUUAUUUAUUUGUUUCAUAUUACAGAUAUAUUACCUAGAGAUGUAUUUUUAUCGACAUUUCACUGUUACAUUUCCAAAUGCACAGGGAAACUGUCAAGUGUCUUUCUAAUGUUACCUCUUUUGUUUAACUUGAUUAAGGGAUCUUAUUCCAUCGAAUUUACAUCUUGUAAUAUCUUGUAAUCCAAGCAAUUCCUGUUCAGUAUGAUAUAUGCUGUUUUAUACUGUCAGUAUCCUGAUUUGCAUUUGCGUUUUGCUUGUGUGUUACUUGUGAUAAACUUGAAUAAAGAUUUCUUUAGUGCA
This is a messenger RNA of Thrips palmi, 4706 nucleotides long. RefSeq names its product TOM1-like protein 2. NCBI's taxonomy places the organism in Eukaryota, Metazoa, Arthropoda, Insecta, Thysanoptera, Thripidae. The record is from RefSeq and is a predicted model, not a curated record. Gene Ontology annotation, molecular function: phosphatidylinositol binding; ubiquitin binding; clathrin binding. Gene Ontology annotation, biological process: signal transduction. Gene Ontology annotation, cellular component: endosome; membrane. The coding region runs from base 86 to 1591 and encodes 501 amino acids. The transcript is spliced from 12 exons.